AUGGAGCCAAUUCCCCGCAAGUCCGAGUUGCCCUUCCUGAACGAGAUGGAGCCGCGCACUCAAUCCCCCAGCAAUCGCUCGCUGCUGCGUACCACGCCCGCCGACGAGAUGCAUGAUCUGCUCUGUGUUGGAUUUGGCCCGGCCUCACUGGCCAUUGGCAUUGCCCUGCACGACGCCAUGGAUCCGGCUCUGAACCGCUCCGGCCCCAGCGCAUCCUUCAAGCCUAAGGUAUGCUUCCUAGAACGCCAGAAGCAAUUCGCGUGGCACUCCGGCAUGCUGGUCCCCGGCUCGCGCAUGCAGAUUUCCUUUAUCAAGGACCUGGCCACCCUCCGCGAUCCUCGCAGCAGCUUCACCUUCCUCAACUACCUCCACAACAAGAACCGCCUCAUUCACUUCACCAAUCUGGGCACCUUCCUGCCUGCGCGCAUGGAGUUCGAAGAUUACAUGCGGUGGUGUGCCCAGCGCUUUGAGCACGUCGUCUCGUACGGUGAGGAGGUCGUCGAGGUUGUUCCGGGAAGCAAGACCAAUGGCGUUGUCGACUAUUUUGUCGUCCGCUCGCGGAACAGCGAGACGGGCGAGAUCUCGUCGCGUCGAGCCCGCAAGGUCGUCGUGGCCCUCGGUGGCAAGGCCAAGAUGCCUCCGGGCUUCCCUCAGGACCCGCGCAUUAUGCACUCCUCCAAGUAUUGCACCGUUCUGCCCACUGUACUGAAGAAGAACAAUGAGCCUUACAACAUUGCCGUCGUGGGCAGUGGCCAGAGUGCCGCAGAGAUCUUCCACGACCUGCAACGGCGGUAUCCCAAUUCGCGCACCACCCUGAUCCUCCGGGAUACUGCUUUGCGCCCCAGUGAUGACUCUCCUUUUGUUAACGAGAUCUUCAACCCCGAGCGGGUGGACAAGUUCUUUAACCUGCCCGCCGAGGAGCGCCACGCGCGCAUUGCCACCGAGAAGGCCACCAACUACAGUGUGGUCCGUCUGGAGCUGAUUGAGGAGAUCUACAACACCAUGUACAUGCAGCGGAUGCAGAACCCGGAUCAGACGCAGUGGCAGCACCGCAUCCUGCCGGAGCGCAAGGUCGCACGCAUUGAGCACCAUAACCCCGCCCAACGGAUGCGCAUUCACGUCAAGUCCGUGAAGGAUGAAGCCUCGGAGGGCAAGGAGGUUCUGGAGGUCGACGCCCUGAUGGUGGCCACCGGCUACCUGCGGGAUGCACAUGAGCAGCUGUUGGAGCAGGUGCGCGGCUUGCGGCCUGCGGGUCAGGCUGCCUGGAACACGGGCCGGGAUUACCGCGUCGCCCUCGAUGGCAGCAAGGUCAGCGCUCACGCUGGUAUCUGGCUGCAGGGCUGCAAUGAGAAGACCCACGGCCUCAGCGAUAGUCUGCUGUCCAUCCUGGCGGUGCGUGGCGGCGAGAUUGUCAACUCCGUGUUUCAAGAUCAGCUGUCCGGUGCAGUGGUGCAGGACACCCGGUUGCGCGCCAUGCUGUAA
This is a messenger RNA of Penicillium macrosclerotiorum, 1482 nucleotides long. Its product is annotated as L-ornithine N(5)-monooxygenase. The record is from RefSeq and is a predicted model, not a curated record. The coding region runs from base 1 to 1482 and encodes 493 amino acids. The transcript is spliced from 2 exons. Gene Ontology annotation, biological process: intracellular iron ion homeostasis. NCBI's taxonomy places the organism in Eukaryota, Fungi, Ascomycota, Eurotiomycetes, Eurotiales, Aspergillaceae.